AUGAGUUCCCAGAGUAAAGUACCAGUGAAUACAAAACCCCUGAAAACAUUAAUGGAUAGACCUUUAGAGAAUCAACCAGCUACACAGACACAAAAACACCUUAAGAACAUAAACUUGCAAAAGAUAGAUAUUAAAUUAUAUAGUGUCAAAGGUAACCGAAAUGGAAAUACGGAAGUGACGUUGGAAGAAAAUGACCUAGAAAAAUUACAAACAGAAAUUAGAAACAAACUGCACUCAAAAUAUAGAAGUUUCGAACAAAAGCCACUCAAUCCGAACAUAAAAAUUGUAGAAGAUAAAGUAAUUGAAGACAUUGUAACACAAAAUCAUUUCAUUGCCCCUUUUGAUUUAAGACUUACCGGUGUUAUCCAAGACCAAGUAAAAAAUAACUGCACAAUUUUUGCUGAAGUUAAAGGAAAAAUAUUCAAGACCAUUUUAGAAGAUAAGAAAGGGAGACUGUUACUAGGAUGGCAUAGCCUUAUUGUUUUCGGGAACAAUCAAAUUACACAGUGCAAGAAUUCAAGUUCAUGGAGAAACAACACAUGUCCAAGAUUAGCUUUUGAAUAUCAAUUCACAAGAUAUGUUGAAAUAUGA
Messenger RNA from Acanthoscelides obtectus, 591 nucleotides. The record is from the annotation of a GenBank genome assembly. Lineage: Eukaryota; Metazoa; Arthropoda; Insecta; Coleoptera; Chrysomelidae.